CCCCUCGCAGGAUGGAGCACCCGACCGCGGCUGAGACCGCCGCGAACGCGGCCACCGACAUCGCCCCACCCACUGGAUGGGCGGCGGUGAAACAGAAGAUCGUGGCGUGCUUCUGGGAGGUCGAGGAGCACCUCGCGGACAUCUUCGGCCUGAACGACAGCAAGUACCAGUUCGCCAUCGACGAGUACAUGCAGAAGAAGCAAGAGGAGGAGGAUCGCGCCGAGUACGAGGCGUGGGAGAGGGAGCAGGAGGAGGCGAAGGAGAACGAGCGUCUCGCGGCGGAGGCUGACGCGCUGGAAGGGGGAGGCGACGGCUUCGAGGAGGUGCGCCUCACGUCGGAGGCGGGCAAGGAAGAGCGUUAGGGCGUCGGGGCGUCUGCGCAGCAUCUUGUUUUAAUACGUCAGUCGGACCCCGGAUGUAAGCUU
Messenger RNA from Micromonas commoda, 425 nucleotides. RefSeq lists its product with no specific name. The transcript has a single exon. Lineage: Eukaryota; Viridiplantae; Chlorophyta; Mamiellophyceae; Mamiellales; Mamiellaceae. Bases 12 to 362 code for a protein of 116 amino acids. The record is from RefSeq and is a predicted model, not a curated record.